UCCUGGAGAGGUGAGCACCACUCCGGCUGACGCUCAUCCUCUCGACGCGGCUCCUCCUCUCUAGAGGACGCGCGGACUCGGUUGGAGCUCCAGGUGCAUUUUCACUCACAAAAAAAUAACAAACCUUUUCUGCCGUUCUGUUUGCCGACGUGACACCUAGAAGCGGCACUUUGGACCCGACCGAGCCGGACUCAAAGGCUUUGAUAUAUAAUUUUAUUAUUAUUAUUAUUAUUAUUAUUAUUAUUAUUUUCUACGGCGUCCGUUGGAUGGUUUAGCAGGUUCACUCUCUGUGGCGCCACCACCUGCACUCUAUCAAGGCGACGCUCCUGUUAGAGAGCCUCAGCAUCACUCUGCAUUCCUGUGGACGGAGCCGGAUUCCUCAAAGGUGCAGCAAGAUGCUGGGUGCGCAGCCUGUGUACGGACUAAAGCUCUUGCUGGCCCUGAUAAUGCUUCAUACAGCCGAUUCAGGUUUAACCAGUGCUGACACUGUGGUGAAUAUGCGGAAGGUGACUCAUCAGACCAUUACCGAGGAGCUGUCUAAGACGGUGCUGCUCCCUUGCCUCUUCACCCUUCGCCCUGGUGCCAGCUCUUUCCCCGAGCCCCCCAGGAUCAAAUGGACCAAGGUUUGGGGUCAGCGAGGCUCCGACGGCCUGCAGAAGGAGCAGUCGGUCCUGGUGGCCAAAGACAGUGUGGUCAAGGUGAAAAAGGCCUUCCACGGUCGUGUGUCACUGCCCGGGUACAGUAAGGACCGCUACAACGCUAGCCUUGCUCUGACUGGGUUGCGGUCCAGCGACUCUGGACUUUAUCGCUGUGAAGUUGUGGUGGGCAUCAAUGAUGAGCAGGACACCGUUCCACUGGAGGUCACAGGUGUAGUGUUCCACUACCGGGCCCCUCACGAUCGCUACGCCUUGUCCUUCGCUGAUGCCAAGAGGGUUUGCAUAGAGAACUCGGCUACCAUUGCAACACCUGGCCAGUUGCAAUCAACUUUUGCCGAUGGCUAUGAGAACUGUGAUGCCGGCUGGCUGGCAGACCAGACUGUACGGUAUCCCAUCCAGUCACCUCGGCCCGGCUGCUAUGGUGAUCGGGAGGACUCACCCGGUGUGCGUAACUAUGGCAAUAGGGCUCCUGAUGAGCUGUUUGAUGUCUACUGCUUUGCAAAAAAACUUCAAGGUGAAGUGUUCUACUCCACGGUGCCAGAGAAACUGAGCCUGGCCGCCGCCUCCACCCACUGCCACUCUCUGGGAGCCCAACUGGCCACCGUCGGGCAGCUCUACUUGGCUUGGCAGGCUGGUCUUGACCAGUGUGAUCCCGGUUGGCUGGCCGACGGCAGCGUCCGUUACCCCAUCAACGUCCCACGGAAGAACUGUGGCGGAGACGAGCCCGGGGUGCGGACGGUCUACAACAACCCAAACCGCACCGGCUUCCCGGACACCACCGCCCUCUUCGACGCCUUCUGCUACAGCGCCCAUCAGCCAGCAGCGAUCCAGGCUUCUGAGGCGAAGGCUUCGUUCCAGCCUCGGAGACCAGCAUUGGAGGCCUCAUCUUUAGUCACUGAAGCCCAGAGACGGGGCCCCUCCGCCCGAACGUCCACCUGGGCUGACUGGUUUUCCUUAAACAAAACCGUAAGCCCCUCGUUUAGUAAGAACGACGAGUCGUCCGAGACAUCCGAAGAGCAUGAUUUAAUAGACUUGAAGCCUGAGGAAAAGUGGGAUGAAAGACACAAUGGAUCCACGAUCGGCCCGAUAGACGCUUCUGAUGGAGCUGGCAGCAACAUCACUUCUGGCUUCCAGGACCUCGAAAGUGCAGAGAGGCGUGGGGUUUCAGCUCAUGAGGACCUGGAUCGCAGUUAUCUUGGAUCAGACGCGCCAGUGUUGUCCUCCGUUGAUUCUUCCACCCCUCAGCCUCAGGCAAGUUACAGUCUUCUCACUGAAUUUGUUAACACUCUCAUGAGGCCCUUUAAGUUCUGGACAGGGAGCAAAGGGACUGACAAGACAGAGAGGGGACCCACACUGCCUGAGGAAAGCGCUGCAGAGAAUCAAACGCAGGGAGAGGCGUUUGGCAAAAAUCUGAGUAUCCCUAAACCCGGUGGAAACAAGGGCAGCAUGGACAAUGCCAUCCUGGAGCACAGAAGUGGCACUUUCCCCCUCAGGGCUCCCAAAAGCGGACUGCAGAAUUCAGAAAAGGGGCUGUCAGAGCAGGAAAAAGAGCUGAUGCCUCUCAUUAACCUGGUGCCUACGAUCCAAAAUGCCGAGCAGAAGCCCAGCAGCGCUCACGGAGGAACCAGCUCGAUCAAUGACAACCUGCAAUCCACGUUUAAUGAAUUUCUUCCUUCUGAUCCCAUUGAGAAUUCCUCACCUUACAAACAUGUCAACAAAUCUGGCCUUCAGGGUUCCAAGCAAGGCCAUUUCCUUGCUUCCGUCUCCAAUGCUCACUUCCAUUGGCCAAUUAAGUCAGAAAAUGGUCCCAAACGAGGUCGUCCUGAAAAUGUGGCCUACCUGGAUGAGCAAGAAUCUUGGGAGCCAAAAGAAUCUAAAGCAGGACCUCUGGAGUUGAUGACGCUGCCUGACUCCCUUCAUCAGGAGAACCUGGAGAACUACUCAGGUGAAGGCAAAGAUCAGGAUCUAGAAGGUGCUUUGACUGACAAAGGCAGAGCUGUAUCAGGAGAAGAGAAAGACGUGGAGGGAAGUGGAAAUGGAAGCAGCUUUCCGGCUGGCUUUGAAGUGAAAGUCAACACACUGUCCAGCAUUGGUGUCAAAUUAAGUCCCACAUACAAAGUUUCACCCAAACCAAGCAGUUUUGUGACAGUGGGAGAACACACUACUCUGUCUCAGUGGCUGCUGGUUAAUCAACCCACCACCUCUCCUCAGGGUGCCAUGGAGUCAGACACAGCUGAGGAGGCAAAGGGAGAGAUACUGUAUGUCCACAGACCAACUGAGAUGCUCUCUCUGCCGUCUUCUUUGCAAACACAAGAUGAGAGUAAAGAUAUGGGGAUGGCUUCCACACCUGCAGCUCUGCUGGAGGUACUGACAUCUUCUGAGGUGACCACAGUGGAGCCUUUGGCCACAGAGCCACUCAGAACAUAUCCUGCCACCACAGUCCUUAUCUCAGAAAAUACUUCAGACACCUCUUCUACAGAGGAAGCAUCUAUUUCCAUUUCAUGGGUUCAGGAAAAGCAGAACAUUAGUGUACCGGACCAGCAAAACCUUCUCUCUGUGACUCUGUUGCCUACUGAAGGAGCUCAAACUGGAGUCGUUCAAUUGAGCACCAAAGCCAUAAACUCUGAAAUUGGCCUGACAGAAAUGGAAUCCAGAUCUGCAGUCACUGAAUCUUUUGUUGUGGGAAGUGUCCGGACACCUUCCACAGAGUCAAAACCAGAGGAACACAAAACCACAGAGGCUACAGAGGACAAGGAUGCUAGCAACCCGUUUGGCAGUCUCGUACCUGACUGGGCUUUCGGCCUCAUUCCAUCAGUGGAGAGUAACCCGUGUCAGACCAGCCCCUGUCUCCAUGGCGGAAGCUGCCUGGAGGAAGGCGAUAGCUACAGCUGCUACUGUCCUCAGGGCUACUCUGGAGAGAACUGCGAGAUCGACAUUGACGACUGCCAGUCUAAUCCGUGCCAGAACGGAGGAACCUGCAUCGAUGAGAUCAACUCCUUUGUGUGCCUCUGCCUGCCCAGCUACGGCGGAGCUACUUGCGAAAAAGACAUCGAGGGCUGCGAGCACUCGUGGAGAAAGUUUCACGGCCACUGCUACAGGUAUUUCAGCCGCAGACACACCUGGGAGGAUGCCGAGAAGGACUGCAGGGAGCACAGCGGUCACCUGGCCAGCAUCCACACUGCAGCAGAGCAGAAUUUCAUCAGAGGUCUGAGCCACGACAAUACCUGGAUUGGGCUGAACGAUCGUACAGUGGAGGAUGACUUUCAGUGGACGGACAAGACAGACCUGCAAUACGAAAACUGGCGGGAAAACCAGCCUGACAAUUUUUUUGCCGGAGGAGAGGACUGCGUGGUAAUGAUCGCCCACGAGAACGGCAAAUGGAACGACGUGCCUUGCAACUACAAUCUGCCCUACGUCUGCAAGAAGGGAACAGUGCUUUGCGGCGCCCCUCCCAGCGUGGACAACGCCUUUCUAAUUGGUCGGAAGCGUUCCCACUACGACAUCCACUCCAUAGUGCGCUACCAGUGCGGCGACGGCUUCCUGCAGCGCCAUGUUCCCACUGCUAAGUGUCGUGCCAACGGCAAGUGGGACCGACCCAAAAUCAUCUGCAUAAGAUCUCGGCGGGCCCACCGUUACCGACGCCACCACCACAAGGCGAGGAGGGAGCGCAGGAAGCACAAGCGGCAUGGCCACAGAGAGGGGGGACACCACGGAGGGGAGUUCAACCAAGGCCACAACCACGUCCGUUUCUGAACCAAAAAACACAAGAAAAAAGAUUGGCACCCUCUUUUUUUUUUUCUUUUUUUUCCUCCCUGCUGCAACCUGCAGCUUGCCUGUCUCCCCGUUGUCCUCAUUUCCCCAAAUACCACUUCAAACUCUCAGCCCAUAAACUCCCUGCCCCCCUUUCUGUUCUGCCCUUACUCCCCCACCCACCUCCUCACCCCCUGGUGCACAGAGGCAACCUGCUUAUUACUCCCCUCUGAGGCCUGCCAAAGUGCUGCCAAGGUAUAGCCAGGACUCUUAACAACCACAUUGACAUCCCUUCUUCUUCCUUUUCUUUGUUUCAUUUUUGGGCUCCAGCUCCUUUGUCUGUCCUCUCACAUGUUCCAGUAACUCUCCCUUUGAGCUCAGCCCUUGACCUGUUUUUUUUUUUGUUUUUUGGGUUUUUUUGAGUACGAAAAGAAAAAAAAAAUUUUAGUUUGAGUAUGGACUUUGUUUGGCGAGAAGUGGUUUUAGUAUGAACUGUAAAUAGGGGUGACAUCACUGAAAAUGCCGUAUCAAAGUCAGACGAGUCAAUGGGAGACGUCAAGAUAUUGACUUGAGCCUUUUGUCUAUCGAACAGUUAUUUUUUACAAAUGCUCUGUGUUUAUCUCCUGAUCCUGCUGCUUUUCCGUUUGCCCCUUUGUAAGACACUGCUGCGGACUCGCAGCGCCGCCGCCGCUGCGUCGUUCUGAUACAGAUUUCGCUGAUUUUUCAACCAGAGGCGGUUGUAAUUGAGUUAUUUGAUUGUUAGCGUUGUAUUUUUCUUGUCAGUGUGAGACAGUUGCUUUAGAUCAGAUGAUGAAAGCCCAGAGGAAAAAUGGAUAAUGGCUCCGAUUUCUGGCUCACCUAAAUAAAUCAUCUGAGGCAUCCCGAACGGUUGAAGGUGUGCCAACACCUUCUCUCCCCACCCACUCCCUAUCACUUCCAGGGUUAACCUGCACAUUUGAUACCGAUUGUCUCAACUCAGCUCAAAACUUCCACAUUUGUUUUCUGUUCUCAUAAAGGGGAAGUAGAACGGUGAGGGUCAUAAGAUUUAGACAGUCUUCCUGCUCCAUGUGAAGAUAUCUUGAGUCACUGUGAUUUCAUCUGCUGAACUUAAGCGAAUUUAACUUAAGCUAACAUUUAAGUGAGUAACUAAAAUCCCAACACAGAAGUUCCAGUGAAAAGUUUUCAAACGUUCGUCGUGCCAGAAAUAUCACUGCAAUAUGGAUUUAGUAUGAAAAUAUGAUGCAACAAUUAGUUGCACAAGUAAAAAUGUCCAGUGGAUUUUCUCAAACUCAUCCGUCUGUUCAUUCGUUUGUCUUGUCCAGAUCACCUAAACAAGCUUCAGCGAUUUAACAGUCGCACUCAGACGACGGAAAAUCAAUUUGGAUGUUCAGAGAAAAUGAUAAACCAACUCAUGUUCAAGCUUUCCAUAAUGAGAAAUCUGCUGGAAACGGUACAGAUGAUGUUCAGAUGGAAAUCAUGAUUAAUAUUUUUUUUAAAGGACAGAUUCUUCGUUGGCUACUGGGUCUGGUUGCUGCAAGGUGAAGCAGAAACACUGUGACGGUUGUGAAUUAUUGGUUUACUCAUCACAAGUCACACAAUUGUCACAGCGUUCUACAUGAUCACGUUUUACUUUUGUCAUUCAGCCCUAUUGUACACAUAAAUGACUAAAUAGACGACUACCUACAAAUUACUUUAAUUUAGCUCAAGUCACAAGCUAGCUCAAACUUGGAAGAGUUGGGGUUUUUUAACAGAAUAGUGAUAAAGCAUAUUUCCAUUUCUCAAAUCUAAGUCUUCUAUGGAUUCAAUAAAAUCUCCAAUGAAUUCACACCUGUGCACCCAAUUCUAGUUUCAGAAAACCCUUGAGUCGCUGUUAUCAGUCUACUCUGGAAAAAGUGAGUUGAGUUCAAAUAAUGCAAAAAUUCAAAUGCAUUCAUCUUGAUGUUGAGUCUAUAUAAGCUUCUAAUAUGACAGGUAGACUGAAGGUAAGACACACAAUCAAAUCUAAUUGGAGCAAAUGUACUUUAUACCUCCACUGUACAGGAAAUGUUUGUGCUUUUUUUUUCAUAAAAAGGAAACAGAUGGUUUCCCCAAUCAGCUGUUUUUGAGAUAACCAACUUAUCAAACUGAUUUUCCUGAGUGUUUUAUGUAAGAAACCAUCUCAUGUUUCAUCAAAGUAAAUACAUCCAAUCCCCAUUUGUUUUGUUUUUUUGUUUUUUGUUCUCUUUCUUUAUAAUCAAUCUUCAAACACACUGAUAUGAUAUAACCUCUUUUUCGUGGCUUACAGAUGAGGUGGAUUUCUGGAUCACCAGUAAAAUUCACUGCAGUCCUGUUUCUUGUGUUAACUUUCCUACUGACAUGUACUUAGUGUUGCUCUAGCAACUAAAAUGACAAAAAAAGUGAAGACAGAUCCAACAUGAUUUUAUCAGAUAAGUUACACAUCACAUUAGGUUGCUCAAUAAUAUUUGCUUUUAUCGAUUGUCGGUAAAAUUAUCUCCCCCCAACAGCUGAUUGAGUUGAACAGACCUAACCAACUCAGACAUACACUGACUGAUGUGAAGCCAUUUGUCAGAGCUGUACUGACUGACUGGGGUCGAACAUUAUCACAGGGAAUAUGAAGCUGUAUCGUUGAGUGUAGGAACUCGGCGUUCAUGUGUUUUUACGAUACGAAAGAGUGAUGGCGGCUGAGGCCGUUGUUGACCAUGGAAAGGGUCAGUGAGGUUAAGGCUUGCUGUUUCUGAGUCAGACAGAAACUCCCACCUGAAGAUGGCCGUGCCGCGUGUUGUGCUUUAAAGAGGAGAUUGAGGUGGACUGAACAAAAAAAGAAAGAAAGAACGCUUUGCUCUGUCUUCUCUCAGCUUUACUGUCCAGAUAAAUCGUUGCUCUUCUUUUUAAAGCCGACCCUCGAGGUUUGUGCUUGUGGGAUUAUGACCCUCAUUCUGGCAUGUCUAGCUUUGAUGUUUCUUUAUCUUUUGCUGGAUCUUUUUUUCUUACUCCUUUAGUACCUAUGUGCUUUUGAAGGAUUCAUCCAUCUUUGCCGAUCCACUUUCCUCUUCUUUUUUACAAUUUUAUUUUGAACAGAACGUUAAUGUUUUCAGUACUGUAGCUUCCACCUGAGGCUGCAUGGAUCAGAAUUUUGAGCCCAAUUUAUUUAUUUAUUUUUGGUGGUUUUUGUAAAACUAGUACUUACAGAUCCUGACUUAAGCUGAUUUAAGGUCUUUUUGUACAGAGAGAAGAGGAAGACAUGCAGUAAAUGGUAAAACUAAGUUGCACUGAUCACUGUAGCCUCAGCAUAUGGUGCCUGUGCUCCAUACGCAAAGCACUACAAAGCCAUGUAGUGCUUUGUCUUUUGUAUCGUUAUAUUAGCAAAGAGGGCAGUUAGCAUGGCUAUCAUUGCAAAAAUAUGCCUGUGUCUGAAGGUAUAUUUGUAGUAUAACUUUGUCAUCCUACAGAGACAGGAGUGGAAAGCUCAAAAGGAUGAGAACAGCUUACCUACUUUCUGCUGAAUGUCUUGCUCUCGCUCGCUUUCUUGCAGCCUGGACUUACCACGGACUUGUCUCAACGUGUCUUUGAGAAAAUAAAUCUUAAACAGCUUCUUACAUUUCUGAGCAUCAUUUUAACCACGCAAAAUAACCUAAAAUUAGCUUUCAGUCUUCUUUGCCCAGUUGCAUCCUGACUGCCUCAGUACGGCACAUUCCUCAGUCAGAAUAAGAUGAGAUUUUUCAGUUUCCAAACUCUUGUUCACCGGUCGGUCCCAGUCGGCCACCGGAUGAUUUCUCUACGUGCUACAUGUUAUGAGCAGCGUUGAGGCGAAGUCUGCUAUUUGCAGAUGAUAUCUUUGCCUUUGUUUGUCUCCUCUCACCUUGACUGGGACAACAACAGUAAUCGUACACCUUUGUAUCAGUUCAAUUAAUCUCCUGCAUGCCUAAUUAACAAGCUGCAUUAUCAGCCCAACCACAGAGCUGCCAUGACAGGGGAAGGGUAAUGCUGAUGGACAGUCAGAGGAGGGUACAUGGUGGCUGUCACAGCCAUCAAACCCCUGUUGCUCUGCAGAUGUCAGGCUGCUUUCUCUCCCCCUCCCUGCCCCCUGUCGCUCCUGUAAAAUAGAUUGACCAUGGGUGGGUGAACAGAAGGGCAGACAGACGACCCUCUCACUGCAGACUUGAUGCUUGAGAAACAGGGUAAUUACAGCUGGGUAAAGGUUCGGCCGCGUGACGAGACCUAAAAUAAAAUAAUGUGAUAAAGUUGCAAGAACCUGAGUUGAGCUCCGAGCCUAAAAUCCACGAGGCAAGCACGUUGAAGAAACCAAAAUCCAACGUGACUGAAGCGGAUCAUUUUGUAGCACAAAAACAGACCAUGGGAUCCUCACGCAGAGAUGCCCUCUUUUAAAUCCAGCCAUCAACGCUUCUCACAGGAAUACAAAACAAAAGCGUUUUUACCUCAAACAUGUUAAAUGAGCUCAAACACGCACACACACACACACACACACACACCAGUUCCUCCUCUGACUUCAAACACAGUGUUUGGUUCCUUUCAAAAUCCUCCUUUUAAUCUUCCUCACUCCCACUCGGCUCGCUUUUCCUCUCCAGGCGCUACAGUCGGAGGCCUGAGGGCAGACAAACACACAGCCACAAAGCCUUAUCAUUGCAAAUCAUAAUCAUAACAUCGAGCUUGUUAAGAUGUUUCGGCCAGCUGUCUCUCAGGUCAGAGGCGGGAGCGACUCCUUGGGGGAGCCGGUGGGUCCGUUUCUGCUCGUUGAGUCGAAGAGAGGUGUGAAAUGUUCGGGGCGUCUUCACGCCUGAAAUUUCACUAAUCAGCUCGAUUUUCAGUAUUUAGCUCUUUGAGAUGUGGCUAAAUAUGGAGGGGUUUUAACAAAAGGUCCAUCUGAAUCAAUCAAGCAAACAUGCAGCGGGUCAGUCGAAAGAUGGGCUGACACUCCACCUUGUCUGUUUGUCAAAAAGCAGCUUGAAGGAGGCGCAUGCAAUAAAAAAAGAGAGAGUCGGUAAUGACAGCAUGACAACAGCGAUGCAGUGGCUGCCGUCCUUCUUCAGUUGCACACAGACAGACUAUUGAUUUCAUGAUUAGGCAGUCUGUCUUGUUCUCUUAUUAAGUCUGUCAAUGGCAUCGACGGCGCAAUCGCAUCGACUGACUGCUGAGUGUUUUCUAAAUGACAGGAAAACAGACACAGUUCUCUGCGCGUUUCGUUGUUUUCACGGGUUUUCGUUUCCAUUCCGAACUCUCUUUCACUCCCAUUUCAUUCUCCCGGCCUUUCCCCUUGCGGUACCUGUGGAGCAUUACACCGCUGGAACUGAGCUGAGACGAUUUAUCAUUGUCAGGAAAGAAUGACUGAGACAAACGCAGUGCAGGAGCCGGUGACAGAUGUUUCCCCCUCUUUCCUCCGUUACAUAUCUCCUCACGCGUUACUCUAGUCCUUUCCUUACAAUCCAUUUAUACUCUGGGUGUGUUUGUUCGUUGCUUAGCCUCUCUGGGCCGCAUUCACACAGCCGGUGAAAGCUCUCCCGAAUCCCAGCUCCAUCUGAUUUUUUUCUCUUUCUUGCACACAGCCACAAAAACGCGCACACACACACACACACACACACACACACA
Messenger RNA from Xiphophorus maculatus (southern platyfish), 10010 nucleotides. It is a transcript of the gene ncanb, whose product is annotated as neurocan. Gene Ontology annotation, molecular function: hyaluronic acid binding; calcium ion binding. Gene Ontology annotation, biological process: cell adhesion. The record is from RefSeq and is a predicted model, not a curated record. The coding region runs from base 396 to 4409 and encodes 1337 amino acids. NCBI's taxonomy places the organism in Eukaryota, Metazoa, Chordata, Actinopteri, Cyprinodontiformes, Poeciliidae. The transcript has 16 exons.